AUGUCAUUCAAACCAGUUAAACACACUUACGGAUCCCACCCAAGACAAUUUAUUGAAGAGUUCAAGUAUGAUCCUUCUAUCAAGGACACAGUCAUCACAAUCCAUGGUGGUGGAUGGGUUCGUUAUGUUGAAAAGCCAAGUGAUUAUUUGAAGUUGACUGAAAAUUUGGACUUCAAGGCCAAUUAUUUCAGUCUUGAUUAUAGACUUUCAGAAUCUCAUUUAUUAAGAGAUACUGAUGAUGAAAACCCAGACAAGUUAUAUGUCAAGUAUCCAUUACAUUUAUUGGAUAUUUUACAAGGUUUGAAAUUGAUUUUUGAUAACUUUGAUAUCAAAAAGGUUCAUUUCAUUGGUCAUUCUGUUGGUGCUUUAUUUGCUUUACAACUUCAAGAUUUUGCUCAAUUAGUUCCAAUCGGGCUUUCAGAAUUGGUUAAACAAAAAUACAUCACCAAGGAUGAAGAAGCUAAACAUUUAAAAUUUGUUAAAGAUUUUGCUGAACAAUGGAAAAAAGUUGAGUUAGUCAAUGUUAUCUAUUUAUCAGGUGUUUAUGAUUUACCUCUAGGUCUUAGAAAGACUGCAACUGCAUAUCCAAGUGAUGAUCCAUUGAAUCGUUAUGCUUUUGUUUUAGAUGCUCAUGUUUCUGAAGAACAAUUUACUGAAGCUUCAGUUGUUACAUCUACUAAAAUCAAGGAGCCAUUUCAAACAAUCAAAGCUACAGGAAAGCAUAUUAUAUUACAUUCAUAUACUGAUCAAUAUGUUGUUGAAUACCAACCAUUAGCUUUGCUUGAAUAUUUCUUCAAAUUGGGCAAACCUAUUGAAUUUGUCUUGAAAGAUUUUGGUCUUCAUCAUGAUAUUUUGAAAGAUGAGAAGGCAUUUAAAAUCAUUUCUAACUUUUUAAAUAGUGAUUAA
Messenger RNA from Hansenula ciferrii, 906 nucleotides. Its product is annotated as putative kynurenine formamidase. The transcript has a single exon. The record is from RefSeq and is a predicted model, not a curated record. The coding region runs from base 1 to 906 and encodes 301 amino acids. Lineage: Eukaryota; Fungi; Ascomycota; Saccharomycetes; Phaffomycetales; Wickerhamomycetaceae.